Molecule: messenger RNA, 1482 nt
Organism: Lethenteron reissneri (Far Eastern brook lamprey)
Lineage: Eukaryota; Metazoa; Chordata; Hyperoartia; Petromyzontiformes; Petromyzontidae
Product: golgin subfamily A member 6-like protein 24
Source: RefSeq, a predicted model, not a curated record
AUGGAGAAGACGCGCCUUGUUGAGGUGAAACUUCAAGAGGACGAGGAGCGCUUCAUGGUGGAAAAGCACGUCGUGGAGGAAAAGCACCUUGUGGAGCAAAAGCGCCUUGUGGAGGAGCAGCGCCUCGCCAAGAUGAAGCAACAGUGGCUCCGGACAACUACCACCAGCAGCCCUGCCGGCAGCACCACCAGCACCACCACCACCGCCGCCGCCACCUCCGCCACUGCCACCACCUCCGCCACUCUUGUGCAGGGCCCAAUUGCUCCGAGCUUUGGAGAAGAGGGCUUCCAAGAAGAGAAUGCAAACUCUGGAGCCACUGAGCCACGAUCUGAACCAGCGCAGCCCUCCUCCUCACUCAUCCAGGCCUUUGAAGCAAAGACAGAGGUUAUGGUGGAGACAAAGGAAGAGGUGAAGGAGGAGGUGAAGGAAGAGGCAGAGGAGGAGAAAUCAGAGGAAGAGAAGACAAAGGAGGACGAUAUUGUGAUGGAGACAAUGGAGGAGAACACGGAGGGAGAGGAUAAAGACAAUACGGAGGUGGAGGACCAGGACAAAACAAAAGAUGAACAGAUGGUCGUGGUGGGGGAGAUGAUGGAGAUGGACAAAGGGGAAACAAUGGUGGUGGAGGAGGAAGAGAAGAUGGUGGUGGAGGAGAUGGUGCUGCAGGAAGAUGAGGAGAUGAUGAAGGAGGAGAUGGUGGUCGGGAAGGGGGAGAAGAUGGAGAAGAAGACAAAGGUGGAGCAGGAAGAGGAGCAGAAGGUAGAGGAGAAGAUGGUGGUGGUGGAGGAUGAAGAGAAGGAGAUGGAGGAGGAUGAGACAGAGGAGGAGAAGAUGGAGGAGGUGCAGGAGGUGGUGAUGCACGAAAAGAAGAGGAAGCGAGGAGGCUUCGUUCACAUGGCGAGAGCAAUCACCUCACUCCUCCGCCGCGUGCUGCUUUGUGGCGGCAGGUCCACCGCCCAGUAGGGGUAGUCGUGGAUUGGUGCCAACCAUGACCGCUAUCACCACACUACCUACCCACCCCAUGACACACUUCACACGGUUCCCCAGAGAGAGGGUGCCACUGGGACCACAGCUGGGGAAUGAAGCUGAGCAGCAGAUGCCAGGACUACAGGAGAGAAUGACUGCUACCAGGACACCUCACAUCACACACACACACGGGACUAUCCCAAUAGCAUAGCCAGCCCCACACUGGGCCCCUUCCAUGCUGGUUUUCAUCCAGGCAGUCCUCAUGGGAUGACCUUGUCAUGGUUUCCAGGACAUGGAAGGGGCAGCUGACCCAGGGUGAGAGAGCUGGAGGGGUCACGUGCAGACAAUGAACAAAACCUACACGUGCCAAGUUUCAAGGCCACCCUGUUAAGAAUUAGGAUACAUACUAUUGUUGUUACCAUAAACUUUGUGAAAUCAACCUUUGAGGACACAGCAUAACGUUGCAUUGCUUGUGAGUGCUUCUUGGGUUGGUUAAAUGUGCCUUGGCUUGUGCGUGCG